Mesitornis unicolor (brown roatelo) is the source of this 729-nucleotide messenger RNA. RefSeq names its product ST6 beta-galactosamide alpha-2,6-sialyltranferase 1 (gene ST6GAL1). Lineage: Eukaryota; Metazoa; Chordata; Aves; Mesitornithiformes; Mesitornithidae. The annotation marks the transcript as partial. Gene Ontology annotation, molecular function: sialyltransferase activity. The record is from RefSeq and is a predicted model, not a curated record. The transcript has 4 exons.
ACAGCCACGAUGCCGUCUUGCGAUUCAAUGGGGCUCCUACCAAGGGGUUUCAAGAAGAUGUGGGGCAAAAGACGACCAUUCGUCUUGUGAAUUCCCAGCUUGUAACCGUUGAGGAGCAGCGGUUUCUGAGGGACGCGCUAUAUAACACUGGAAUCUUAAUUGUCUGGGAUCCAGCACCGUAUCAUGCAGAAAUUAAAGAGUGGUACAGAAAACCAGACUACAACUUCUUUGAAAGCUAUAAAUCCUAUCGUAGUAUACAUCCAGAGCAGCCCUUCUAUAUCCUGAAUCCAAAAAUGCAGUGGCAACUCUGGGAUAUUCUACAGGAGAACUCCAUGGAGCAAAUUCAGCCUAAUCCACCGUCAUCAGGAAUGCUUGGCAUCGUGAUCAUGAUGACGCUCUGUGACGAAGUGGACGUGUACGAAUUUCUCCCUUCCAAGCGGCAGACAGAUAUUUGCCACUAUUACCAGAAGUUUCACGACCGUGCCUGUACCAUGGGAGCUUACCACCCCCUCCUGUUUGAGAAAAACUUGGUGAAGCACAUAAACCAGGGCACGGAUGAGGACAUCUAUACUCAUGGAAAAGUUACUUUGCCUGGCUUCCGAAACGUGCAUUGCUAGCAGAUCGUUUCUUAGCGUGUUGGGGAAUUUUUCUUGAUUGUCAAAGCACUUUUUAAAUCGGGGUUGUCAGGUUUGUUAGGUCUAAGCACUGGUGUGUUUUGACAGCUCUUCC